GGCGUGCGCAGUGGCUCUUGGGAGUGGCGGAGCUGGCCGGCCCCGGCUGUCAGCUGUGGCCUGGGGCGCCCGGGCGGGGGUGGCCCCGGCCAUUGGCGGAGAGGCGCGCGGGGCGGGGCCGCCGCCAGCCGCUGCGAGCAAAACCGAGCAGGCGGAGGUAGGCGGCCGGCCCGGGAGGCACGGCUCUGGCUGCUGCGUUCGGCCCGGCCAUGGCAGCGGCGCCCCUGAAAGUGUGCAUCGUGGGCUCGGGGAACUGGGGUUCAGCUGUUGCAAAAAUAAUUGGUAAUAAUGUCAAGAAACUUCAGAAGUUUUCCUCUACGGUCAAGAUGUGGGUCUUUGAAGAAACGGUUAAUGGGAGAAAACUGACAGACAUCAUAAAUAAUGACCAUGAAAAUGUAAAAUAUCUUCCUGGACACAAGCUGCCAGAAAAUGUGGUUGCCGUCCCGAAUCUCAGCGAGGCCGUGCAGGAUGCGGACCUGCUGGUGUUUGUCAUUCCCCACCAGUUCAUCCACAGGAUCUGUGACGAGAUCACCGGGCGUGUGCCCAAGGACGCGCUGGGAAUCACCCUCAUCAAGGGUAUAGAUGAGGGCCCUGAGGGGCUGAAGCUCAUUUCCGACAUCAUCCGGGAGAAGAUGGGCAUUGACAUCAGUGUGCUGAUGGGAGCCAACAUUGCCAAUGAAGUAGCCGCAGAGAAGUUCUGUGAGACGACCAUCGGCAGCAAAGUAAUGGAGAAUGGCCUUCUUUUCAAAGAACUUCUCCAGACUCCAAAUUUUCGAAUUACUGUCGUUGAUGAUGCAGACACUGUUGAACUCUGUGGUGCUCUUAAGAACAUCGUGGCCGUGGGGGCCGGGUUCUGCGACGGCCUGCGCUGCGGAGACAACACCAAGGCCGCCGUCAUCCGCCUGGGGCUCAUGGAAAUGAUUGCCUUCGCCAGGAUCUUCUGCAAGGGCCGGGUGUCCACUGCCACCUUCCUGGAGAGCUGCGGCGUGGCCGACCUCAUCACCACCUGCUACGGAGGCCGGAACCGCAGGGUGGCCGAGGCCUUCGCCAGAACCGGGAAGACCAUUGAAGAAUUGGAAAAGGAGAUGCUGAACGGGCAGAAGCUCCAGGGACCUCAGACUUCUGCCGAAGUGUACCGCAUCCUCAAGCAGAAGGGACUGCUGGACAAGUUUCCGCUGUUUACUGCAGUAUAUCAGAUCUGCUACGAAGGCAGGCCCGUCCAGGAGAUGUUGUCCUGUCUCCAGAGCCAUCCAGAACAUAUAUAGAGUGAAUCAUGCAACUCGCAGGGGAAAAUUCUGCCUUCCUGAUCAAUCUUUUGGACUCGUGUGGAAAUGAGGACCUGGCAACAUGAUGUUUGCUUGACUGUAAUCCCAUCAUGGAUAUGUAUGAAUUUUUACAGGUUCAUUUUUAAAUUAUGAGAGGCAGUUCAUUGGCUAAGACAUACUGGGCAACAACUGAAUGUGUGUGUGGUGUGUGUGUGUGUGUGUGUGUGUGUGUAUGUUUCUUUCUCAUUCUGUGGAUGUUUCUAUGAACCAAAAUUAAAUGUCCUUUUUAAAGAUUGCUUUUGAAAUCUCCCCACUGUGGUAGUUUAUAAGAUUGGAACUAUCUCAGCUAAAUUUGUUAGAUAUCAUUCAUACGUAUAUGAGUGGGGGGAAUUUUUUUUUUUUCCUCAUUCUUUUGAUGUUGAAAUUUAACCAGCAUUAACCUGGUAGUUAGAGUGGAGGAGUGAAUGUGUUCAAAGAUCAACAGACUUAACUUUUAAACACUAUCUCAAAGCCAGCAUAAUGAACUACUAUGUGGGUUGAUCUUUUUUUUUUUAACAAUUAGAUAUUUUAAAUUAGAUGAUCCACUUAUAUAUUUUCCUCUCACUGCAGAUUUAUGCAUUUUUAGCCUUUUUUCCUCUUCGUUAGAUGUCAGAAUGUGCUUCUGUAAAGGCUCAGCAGAGGCAGAAGACAGAAAACUCACCUGGGAUUUUCCUGCUGUGACUGGCACAUUCUUCUGAUUAACAACAGACACUUGUGUGAUGCUUUUGGUUAGUCUAAGUGCUUUUUUGCACACGUUUCUCUUAAGCCUCACAGAUCCUCUGAGAGGGGCUGCUGUUGCACACUCUUGGUAAGAUGCAGUUGCCUGGUCACCGGGUGAGCAGGGACAGAGCCAGCAGCCAAGUGUAGCGUCAAGGUGCAAGACCCUCUAAGAAGUCACUGGGCUGAUUUGACCUCCAGCUGCCUGGCUGUGGCAAACACCGUGCACAGCCUUUCCUGAGGCCACAGGAGGUGGCCUCCUGCAGGUGAGGUCUGGGCUUCAGCGUGUCUUCCAUGUGUUUCUGACGCUCACUACAAUCUAAGAACCACUACUUUAGAAACUUUACUUUAGCCUGGCAUUCCUCAAACCGUGUUCCCUAGGAAACCAGUGUCCUUAGAGCCAGUGGUUGUUGCAGGUGUUCCCCGGAAAGGUCAAGUGAAUUUGGGAAAAGCUGCAUCUAUACACCCCUCUCCCAGGUGUGGGAUGUAUGUUAGUUAACAUGUCAGGGGAGCCUGUUUACUUAACCCAGCAAGUCCCAAACAUGUAACACUAUAGACAUUUUUUGGCAAGGAAACUUUGGCAAGUUUCCGGGGAACACUGUUCUGGGCUGAGGUGACCUUAGGACAACUCAAGCAGACCCUUCUUCACUCCCUGCAAGAAACUAGGAUGAGUAACUCCCUGUGGUAUUGUCGGUGCUGAACUUUUACAGUUCAGGCCUGCCGUGAAUCUUUGAAGCUUUAAGGCGGCACUGUCAUACGAUAAAUAGAUGUCAGCAUCGCUGAAACGCACAUUAUGUGGAAUAAGUGCUUUUAAUUCUAGAAUCAAAAUGGGAAUUACUGUACCUUUGAAAUGAGAUUGGUUUCAGAGUAGCAUUAUACAGUUACCUUGAAUACCACUUGAUAUGUGUUAAAGGAACAUAUGAAUGUAGUUUACAUAUUCAUGAAGUUUCAGUUACUUUGUAAGAUUUUGGCCUCCUCCUCGCCUCCACCCCCCCAGAAUAGAUUUUCAUGGGAAUUUUUAAAACUCUGUCAAAAACACUUUUGGGGGGGCAUUUUAAAGCCCCAUACACAGAAGUAUAUGAAAGCACACAAAAUGCUACAGGUCUUAGUGGUUUUCUUGCCACCAUUAAGGUAAUCAGUUUUGUCUGUCCCAUGAUAAAUCUUUUUUAAAGUUUGUACGUAGGUAACAGAGUUACUCUUUAAGGUACAUAAAGGGCUGUAAGCUCCUUGUGGUGUCUAUUAAGAAGGAUGAGAUAUGAGGAGUUAGGAUUUUGUGUGUUUUGUAUAUUCUCAUCUACAUUCAGCUUCCUACUCUGGGUUUUGUACUUGAGUGUCUUUUUCUGUAAAUAAAUGCCCACACUGUUACCACUCUGGAGCCUGCUGACUGGACCUAUUGAACAUACUUAAAAUAUUCUGCACAUUAUGGAAAAAGGAAAAUUUUAUAAGUUUAUGCUUUGCUAACUAUAGAUAUUUAUUACUCUGCGAGUUAUCUAUUUUUGUAAUCAUCUGUGGUCCAUCAUUUAUUUUAAUUUACAUUUCUUAUUAAUUAUGGUAAUAGGGAGGGAGACACCUAGAUUCAAAGUUUAAUUUGUACUAUUCCAGCCAAUCUGUGAAUGUAAAAACUACACUGUUGCCUUGCUAUAAUCCACCCUACUAUAAUGUAGAGCAAAUAACUAUCCCGAAAUCCAACCCAGGAGAUGGAGUUGAGCUAAACUUCUGGUUUUUCAUUUAACUCUUAACUAUAACAUGGCCCCAUGACAUCAACAGGAGGAAGGUGUUGUGUGAGGAGCUGAUAUACAAAGGGAACUUUAGUUUUCCAUGAGUUCUUCUCUGCUAGCCUUUUACUUACAGAUGUACUGUAUUUGUUUACAGACUAUAGGUGGAUAUAUAGUUUAAAAGCUUGGUUUAAUAAACAUUUACCCCCCCCAAA
Microcebus murinus (gray mouse lemur) is the source of this 3951-nucleotide messenger RNA. It is a transcript of the gene GPD1L, whose product is annotated as glycerol-3-phosphate dehydrogenase 1 like. The record is from RefSeq and is a predicted model, not a curated record. Lineage: Eukaryota; Metazoa; Chordata; Mammalia; Primates; Cheirogaleidae. Gene Ontology annotation, cellular component: cytosol. Gene Ontology annotation, molecular function: oxidoreductase activity, acting on the CH-OH group of donors, NAD or NADP as acceptor; NAD binding; protein homodimerization activity. Gene Ontology annotation, biological process: carbohydrate metabolic process; glycerol-3-phosphate catabolic process.